Molecule: messenger RNA, 413 nt
Organism: Aspergillus aculeatinus CBS 121060
Lineage: Eukaryota; Fungi; Ascomycota; Eurotiomycetes; Eurotiales; Aspergillaceae
Exons: 1
Coding region: 153-368 (71 amino acids)
Source: RefSeq, a predicted model, not a curated record
GCCUUGCCCAUCCGUCUCCGAUCUCCCGCCUGUGUUCGAGAAACCACCGAACGGAUGUUCUUUUUAGGCAUCACCAUAAACUCUGUAGUCUGUCCGUCUGUCCCCCCUUCGGAGAGCGGAGCAAUCGAUGAUCCCCAUCAACGUGAGACAGUAUGCGCGUCUCUGGCAUUACGUGGACAGUUUUUUUUUUGUUAUCCAUACGUGUAUGCGUAGGUGGAUAUGGGUGUAUGGGUGUGUGUGUGUGUGUAAAUGCCGAAAUCCUAUCGACGAUAGCCUCGUGUUCUAAUUAUAACGGGCGGUUCGCACCAAGUUCGUUGGUUCCCCCAUCCAGCUGCCGAGGAGUAUACGAUUAUCUUGACCACUGGUAAACGAUUGCUUUGGCCAGCCAGUCAGCCCCAGGUACAUACCCCCAG